Molecule: messenger RNA, 2511 nt
Organism: Alternaria triticimaculans
Lineage: Eukaryota; Fungi; Ascomycota; Dothideomycetes; Pleosporales; Pleosporaceae
Exons: 1
Coding region: 1-2511 (836 amino acids)
Source: RefSeq, a predicted model, not a curated record
AUGGCAACUUCAGCAACCACCAGCACGCCGGGACCGCUCCCUCCGACCCUGUUCAGCAUCUACCGAACCUACAAACGAGAGACCUCGAUUGUCAUCCGCUGGCUCAAUGCAUUCGAUCAAUCAGCCGAGUUCAGCUCGCCACCCAGCUCAGGCGACCAUGACAACUCUGAGCCUCAAGAAAUGACUGUACGCCAAAUUGCGGAACGCGCCCGCAAAGCCGCAAGCACAGGCAAACGCCCGCCGAAGAACAUUGAGUCAGCUUUUAAGAUGGUCAUUAUGAAUCGUAGCAGACUGACGAAACACUACGAGACGUUGCCGUCAUCUACCCAAGGUGUACAAGACUCGACAGAACGGCACAGGGUCUUCAAUGAGACACUGGCUGAAGCAUACGCAUUGCUCUUCCCGAAAACAAAGGAGCGGAGCAAUAAGAGCAUGAAGCGUACAUCUUGUGACAAGUCAGACGCGUCCCUUUUGGCAACAAACAACAGUUUCGAGGUACUAACCGGACUAAUUGAAGCUGAGAAGGAUUUCGACUAUUCAGCCUCCGAAUACUGGCGCAAGAACGUGCCGGAGCCCGAACCCGAACGAUUCACGAUUACGGAAGACCCUAUCGAGGAUAUGAUCGCUUUCCAAGUAUACUUCGCUGAACUUCAGGCCAUUGUGGAGGCUGUAAAGACAAUUUGGAAAUCUCACGCGGCCGGUGACUUGUCCCUUGCUGCUGCCGGCUGGUUGACGAACCUGGCUCAGCACUUCUCAAGACGUCUCAGAUGCCACGCUCGCAAGGCUCGACCAUGCGACGAGUUCUCCCUCUGGAAAGCAGGUCUUGAAGGUGGUUGUGAGCUGCGACCGAGUGUUACCGCCGAUGAACUGGCAUCGAUGGAUUUCUUCAGAACGGCCACAAUCUCCUCAUUCAGCGAGUUGUCUCAUGGCGGAGGGUUAAUUUGGCCCUCGACACUCCUGGUGACCUUUAUCGACACUCAGCAACUCCCGGAGUCACCUGGGAAGGAGCGUCGCCCGUUUCAGGCUUUCUUCCGCAACUCUAUGGAAGAGCGUACAACUAAAGAGAGCUUCGUGCAUGCAAUCACGAAUCUGUUAUCGGUCGAAGGAUGCCAAGUCUCAGAAGAAAAACGUCGAGCAGAAAGCGUCAAAAUCUGCGCGGAUCGUUACAGCCACGAUGUGGCAUUGCUUGCCUUCAUGAUCAAGAGCGCCUCUCAACACCCGGCAUCUGCGGCACAUCAGCCGAACUCGCCAGCCACAUACCGGCACGACAUGUACGAGGAUCAUCUGCAACAUCCCUCGGUGCUUCCUCUCAUAGCGGAUAUUAAAGACAAGAAGUUAUCCAUCCCGACUAUAAUAACAGCUCAUAUGCUGUUAGAAAGCGGACGCAGCUUUCUCCACGAAUACGAGAAGACGGGGAAAAAGCCACCGAACUGCCGCAUCAUUGCACUGAGUCGUGCUAACGAGGUACUUGGCGCUACAGAGCAGUUCUACCAAUCAUACGCACAGAGUUCAGUAAAGCUCUACCACGAUGACACGGCCGCCAUCGUCUGGAUGCUUAGGGAGAAGAUGGUCAAGUUCACAUCUGACAAGACGUUCGACCUUUAUUCGCAAUCUCCGUGGGUCAUGGGAAGUUACAUGUCCGCAAUAUCGGAUAUCACGCUCUUCGUCGGCCUUCAAAUCCUCAACGAGCAGGAAAUCUUUGGUGCGACGAUGCAUCUCUACAAUAUGUUACGACAGAUUGGCGGUUGUCCCGAGAUUCCGAUCCUCGAACAUCUCCGCACGCUUUUUAAGGAUGUCGUAUUCGCAGGAAAGCAAUACCCAAAGAGGAACUUUUGCAACAUCUUCGAGCUGUUUUGUGGAGCGAAGAUCUUCAAGCAAACGAUCACACCGCGCACGAUGCUCAUGGCAGCCCCAAGGAAAGAACCUCGCCAUGCUGCUUGUGCAAGCCAGCGGAUCUCUAUGGAUACGAUGGGCAGUUCGGCAUGGGACAGCCUCAUCAGCCUCUACGCGCCCAGUCCAGAACUUUGGGUCAAACUCACGGGCGAUCCUAAGAUGGAUCGCAAGAUUCAUAGGGGCCUGAACUACAACGACAUUUUCCUUAGCUUCCCGCCAUCGGAGCUUAUUCGUCGUGCACAGAACGUGAUCCAGCCGGAGUACAAAGGCACCUUCCCAAUAGCCCGGGUGAACUGCUUUGCAGUCUUAGAUCUUUGCACAAAGAUAAUGCUCGAGGUUGCUGCUCGUUUCGAAGAAGCCGGAUAUGCCGUAUGGCCGCCGCAGCUCCAUGAUACUCCCGAAUUGGUUGAAGUGAUUGGAUCGCUGGAUGUCAGUAUCCCUUCGGCGAUGGCAUGUGUUCGCCUUGCCAUGUAUGAUGUCGUUGCUAGGACACCCGCCGACGGUAAGCAGUGGGAUUAUAACAUCCGCGAUAAACCCUCAGUCGUAACCAUGCGAGAGGUCAUCAUGAAGGCGUGCGAAGGGAAGAAGGUUGAAGACUUCUUAUGGAAGAAUGUGUGA